Messenger RNA from Pantherophis guttatus, 1236 nucleotides. The record is from RefSeq and is a predicted model, not a curated record. Lineage: Eukaryota; Metazoa; Chordata; Lepidosauria; Squamata; Colubridae.
CCCUCUAUUGACGCUGCGUGUGUUCCCGGGGCAGCGCAGCGCCUGCGAAACGGACAAGAUGGCGGCGCUGAGAGCGAGCGGCGUUAGGGCCGCGGUGCUCCUCAGGCCCGGCUUGGCCCGGCCUCCGCCUCCUCCGGCCGCCGGCUACCACGAGAAGGUGGUAGAUCACUACGAGAAUCCCAGGAACGUCGGUUCCCUGGACAAGAAGGCAAAGAACGUGGGGACUGGCCUGGUGGGGGCUCCAGCCUGUGGUGACGUCAUGAAACUGCAAGUCGAGGUGGACGAAAACGGAAAAAUCGUUGACGCCAGGUUUAAGACGUUUGGCUGCGGGUCAGCAAUCGCUUCAAGUUCUUUGGCGACGGAAUGGGUGAAAGGAAAGACGGUUGAUGAAGCCUUGAAGAUAAAAAACACGGAUAUUGCUAAAGAGCUUUGCCUGCCACCAGUAAAACUGCACUGCUCAAUGCUAGCAGAAGACGCCAUCAAGGCUGCCUUGGCGGAUUACAAGUUGAAGCAGGGGUCAAACCCUGCUGGACCUGAGAAGAGCGCAGCCAGUAUGUAGGGCUCCUCUGCAUCUCAAGACCUGGAAGCCAGCUUCCCUUCGUUCCACUUGUAGCCUCAGCAUGAUAUCUUAGGAGCUUGAUCCAUCAACAUUUUGGAAAGACGCACAACUCAUACGCACAAUGUUAAGACUGUACUAGAGCCAACAGGAUAGACUGACUUUGCUGCAGCUUUUUGCUCUUGGCUUCUUUUCCUUUAUCUGUGUGAAAUAUCUUCGUCUGAGAUUUGAUUUGUAGCCUUAAGGAUGGCCAUUGAAGGGGUGGGGGUGGGGGUUAAAGUUGUCUCUUAGUUACAGAGAAAAGUCCCAGGGCCAUUUCAGGUACAAUCCGUGAGUCCACAGGGAUAAGCAAUGAUGUAUGGCCUCCCAUGCUUCUCCCUCCAGGGGCAGAUUUAGAGCAGUACGGAGGCUCUUUGGGCUUAUGACUACAUUUGUGGUCAUUGAUUUGGGGGCUAAUAGCAGUGUAGUUUUAUGUUGCUGGCUUCACGUUCCCCUUAUAUGAGGGAUAGACCUAAUAAGUACAGUAAAGCUGUGUUUUGCUAUUUUCUAGAUUGGAAUUGUAAAGAAAGGAAUAUAUUUUUAUUUCACCUGAUUGUUAAUACACGAAUUUCAGAUUUGUUUGCUGUUCAGCCUGUGCAACACAUGCAGAGAUAAUAUAUGUUUGUUCUAAAGAAAAAUGA